CUAAUCACCCCCAAAAUCCCAAACCAAAUUAGGGUUUUUCCGUAUCAUCACCAUCACCACCAUAACACCAAAAACCUGCAAAUCAACAAUCAACACUCAACAAUGAAGAAAAACUCCACCAAAACUUCAACUCCGGCGACCAAAUUCCACUCCGAUUUCAGCACCUGCUCGAAAAACAAAGACUUCACCGGAGCAAUCACUCUCUUCGAUUACGCAAUCUCACAAAACCUAAAACUCAACCUGCACCACUUAAACUGCUUCCUAUACAUAUGCGCAAACUCAACCGAGUCAUUCGGAGCUCUCGCAAUCGAGAAAGGAUUCCACAUUUACAAUUACAUGAUAUCGAGUAAGAUAAACCCUAACGAAGCUACUAUAACCGCUGUAUCUAGGUUAGCUGCUGCUAAUAACGAUGCGGAUUAUUCGUUUGAGUUAGUUAAGAGUUUAGGUAACUAUAAUGUGAAGCCUAGGUUAAGGACUUAUGAUGCCGCUUUGUUUUGUUAUGUUAAGUUAUUAGACGCCGAAAAGGCGUAUGCGGUUGAGGAUGAUAUGUUAACUUUAGGUUUGUGUUUGGAGGAACCGGAGAUUAGCGCGUUGUUGAAGGUUAGUGUGGAGGUUGGUGAUGCGGAUAAGGUGUAUGGUUAUUUGCAUAAGUUGAGGGCGGGUGUGCGGUGUGUUGGUGAAGAGACGGUGGCGGUUAUUGAGCGGUGGUUUAGUGGGAGAGUGGGGGAGGGAGUGGGGUGUGGGGUGGGGGAGGGGGUUAAGGAGGUUAUGGUGAAGAAUGGGGGUGGGUGGCAUGGGCUUGGGUGGUUGGGGAAGGGGAAGUGGGCGGUGCGGAGGACGAGUGUUGGUUUGGAUGGUGGUUGUUGUGGAUGUGGGGAGCGGUUGGCUUGUGUUGAUAUUGGGAAGGAGGAUACGGAGAAGUUUGCGCAGUCGGUUGUUGCGUUGGCGGUUGAGAGGGAAAAACGGUCUAACUUCACUCAGUUUCAGAAUUGGCUGGAUCAACAUAACGAUUUUGAAGCUAUAGUGGACGCAGCAAAUAUCGGACUCUAUCAGCAAAACUUUGCAGACGGUGGAUUUAGCGUUCCUCAGCUUGAAGCUGUUGUUAAGGAACUCUAUAACAGAAGCAACAAAUGGCCACUAGUUAUUCUACAUGAAAAACGACUACAUACCCUUUUAGCUAAUCCUUGUAAUAGAGAGAUACUUCAGGAGUGGAUUGAAAAUGGGAUUCUAUAUGGAACACCAGUUGGUUCAAACGAUGAUUGGUAUUGGCUUUACGCUUCUGUAAAACUCAAGUGCAUGCUUGUGACUAAUGAUGAAAUGCGAGAUCACAUUUUUGAACUUCUCGGGAGCAAUUUCUUUCCCAGGUGGAAAGAAAGACAUCAGGUUCACUACGCAUUUCCUAAAGGUCAACUUAAACUCGAGAUGCCACCAUCAUACUCGAUUGUCAUUCAGGAAUCGGAGAGAGGGGCGUGGCAUGUACCUGUAACAGGUGAAUACAAGGACGAGUCACAAAGAACGUGGCUUUGCGUUACCCGUCCCGAAACCUUUAACGCUUCCGACGAGUUUGCCAAGUCUGCAGAAGCUCGGGAAUCUGGAAAGAUGAUUAACGGAAAUGAUUUAAAUCCGUGUUCCAAUUCUUUGAAUAAUUCUGAAACUAUUUGUAUAACGGGUAAAAGAAAGGAAAGAUCGGAAUCUCCAACCGAGUAGUAUUUUCGUGAGAUUCGCUUGCGAGAAUCGACCACAAUUUUUUUUUAGAAAGGUUGGAUGUUUCAAAAUUUUGGUGACAGUGAAUACCCUUGCUGUUAUUGUCUUAAUAGGUUGUAUAAUUUAGAAAUAGUAUUUGAAUAUUUAAAUUUGUUUUCAUA
Helianthus annuus (common sunflower) is the source of this 1865-nucleotide messenger RNA. Its product is annotated as proteinaceous RNase P 2. Gene Ontology annotation, biological process: tRNA 5'-leader removal. The coding region runs from base 103 to 1707 and encodes 534 amino acids. The transcript has 6 exons. The record is from RefSeq and is a predicted model, not a curated record. NCBI's taxonomy places the organism in Eukaryota, Viridiplantae, Streptophyta, Magnoliopsida, Asterales, Asteraceae. Gene Ontology annotation, molecular function: ribonuclease P activity; protein binding.